AUGGCUCAUCUGCUCCACUGGGAGACGAGGCUUGCAGACAGUGGCACCCUCAGAGAAAAGAGCUACACCUUCUUCUGGAAAGGUAAACCCCCUGAAGAACCCCGCCAGCAUGGUGUUGGCUUUGCCAUAAGGAACACACUGAUGACCUCCAUCGAGCCCCCUUCAGCAGGCACAGAGAGAAUUCUGACCCUCCGCCUGUCCACGUCUUUCGGCUCAGCCACCAUCAUCAGUGUGUACGCGCCCACGCUGUACUCUACCCCUGAGGAUAAGGACCAGUUCUAUGGUGCCCUGGAUGAUAUCAUAUCCCAAACCCCCAGCACUGACAUGCUUUACAUCCUUGGCGACUUCAACGCCAGAGUGGGAGCUGACCACGAGGCUUGGCUCUCCUGUCUCGGUGCCUAUGGACGCGGGAAGAUAAAUGACAAUGGCCAGCGUCUGCUAGAGCUGUGCUGCUACCACGGCCUAUGCGUCACCAACACCUUCUUCCCGUGCAGAGAAAUACAUCAGGUCUCCUGGAGACAUCCUCGUUCACGCCACUGGCACCAGCUCGACUUGGUAUUGACCAGACGCAAGGACCUUGCCAGCGUCCUCCUCACCCGUACCUACCACAGUGCUGACUGCGACACUGACCAUUCCCUCGUCGCCAGUAAGGAACACAAUCACGCUGACUGGUUUGAGGCUCACUGGGACAGGAUGGAGCCUGUGGUUGAGGCUAAGAGGAAGACCUUUCUGGCCUACAAGAACGCUCCGAACCCCACCACGCUUACUGCACUCAGGGUUGCCAGGAAAACAUCCCAGCAGACAGCUCGUCACUGCGCAAACACCUACUGGUUGAAUCUCUGCAGUAGAAUACAGCUUGCUGCAGACGUAGGAGAUGCAAGCGGGAUGUACGAGGGCAUCAAGAAGGCGACAGGUCCAGCACCCAGUAAGUCCGCCCCCCUCAAGACCAAGACAGGCGACGUGAUCACCGACCAAGGCAAGCAGCUAAAACGAUGGGUUGAGCACUACCUGGAGCUGUACGCCAUGCAGAAUGUUGUCACUGAUGCUGCCCUUGCCGACACCCCUGACCUGCCUGUAACGGAGGAACUUGAUGCACUGCCCACAAAGGAGGAGCUCAGCAAAGCCAUCAGCAAUCUCUCAAGCGGAAAGGCCCCAGGGAUUGACAGCAUUCCAGCAGAGGUCCUAAAUAGUGGGAAACCUGCACUACUCGAGCCCCUACACACCCUUCUCUGCAAAUGUUGGGAGAAAGGAUACAUCCCUCAGGACAUGCGUGAUGCGAACAUCGUCACCCUGUACAAAAACAAGGGUGACAAAAGGGACUGCAACAACUAUCGAGGUAUCUCUCUCCUGAGCAUUGUGGGGAAGGUCUUCGCACGAGUCACCCUUGCCCGCUCGCCUCCUGUGUCUACCCUGAGUCCCAGUGUGGCUUCCGUGCAGGCUGGUCAACAGUAG
Messenger RNA from Penaeus chinensis, 1452 nucleotides. RefSeq lists its product as uncharacterized. The coding region runs from base 1 to 1452 and encodes 483 amino acids. The transcript has 3 exons. The record is from RefSeq and is a predicted model, not a curated record. Lineage: Eukaryota; Metazoa; Arthropoda; Malacostraca; Decapoda; Penaeidae.